Messenger RNA from Erinaceus europaeus (western European hedgehog), 2708 nucleotides. RefSeq names its product serine/threonine-protein kinase MRCK alpha-like. Gene Ontology annotation, cellular component: cytoplasm; cytoskeleton; actomyosin. NCBI's taxonomy places the organism in Eukaryota, Metazoa, Chordata, Mammalia, Eulipotyphla, Erinaceidae. Gene Ontology annotation, biological process: peptidyl-threonine phosphorylation; actomyosin structure organization. Gene Ontology annotation, molecular function: protein serine/threonine kinase activity. Bases 103 to 2430 code for a protein of 775 amino acids. The transcript is spliced from 17 exons. The record is from RefSeq and is a predicted model, not a curated record.
GCAGCAUCUUUGAUCUUCAGGAGGACCAGAAACUAGACCUUCAGUUCUCCUGUCCACAGAGAUUUUUUUUUUUACUGUCCAGGAAGGAUAUCAUCGGUCAGCAUGAACAAAGAGAGAACUCCCUUAUUCUAUAAGAUUAAGGACUACAAGCCACUGAAGAAUACCUCAGGAAGCAUCAGGGAUGAAAAGGAUGUGCGGAGCUUGGCCUUUGACAUCUCCAAAGAAGUAGAGUCUUUAAGAAAUUCCAGUUUGGUUACCAGAGCAAGAGUGAGUGCCAGUCACAGUCCAAGAAGACUCACAGAGUGGAAAGCAGACAAGGUUACAGGAGCAAGAAAAAUGCAGGGGAUGACAGAACAAUUUGAUAAACUGGACAUGUCAGCUAUGCUUAAGCUGGAAUUGGCACAGGACCGAGAGCGAAUUUCCCAGCAGGCCCUCCCAGAGGUUUCCCUGGUAUCUUCUGGUCUAGAUCGUAAAAUGAAAGCCAAAGAGAAACACCCAUCCAAACUGUGGCUAGAAAUUGAACACCUGAAUAAGGGUAUUAUGCAACGGGAACCAAGUUCAUCUGCCUUGGCACUUUCUGGUAAGACCACCAAUGCUGUGGCUCAGUGUGAAACGGAUCCAGUCAAGAUCAACUUCUACAUCAGUUCCAGGUCCACAUCUCCAUCCUCACACAGUGGAGAUGAAGCUGACUCAGUUAAGAUUAUAGAUUCUGCUCAUCUCCCAGUUCAUACACCAACAAUAAAGAGAAAGGAAUAUCAUAGCAGAGUUCUCUUUCCAUCUAAGAAUAAUACGCACAGAUUUUUCCUCACAUCCUUUACUGCUCCCACCAAGUGUCACCAGUGCACAUCGCUGAUGGUGGGAUUGAUAAGGCAGGGCUGCGCCUGUGAUGCAUGUGGGUUCUUGUGUCACACAACGUGUGUAGAAAAAGCUCCAAAAGCUUGUCCAGUAUCAUCUCAACAGAAGAAACAUAUGCUCCAUCUAGACCCUCCGGAGAGCAUGGGGACAGUCUAUGAAGGCUACAUUUGGAUUCCAAGGAAAGCAGGAGUGAAAAAAGGAUGGCAGAGAGCUCUGGCUGUUGUCUGUGACUUCAAACUCUUCCUAUAUUGCAUGGAUGAAGAAAAUGACUCAAAACCCAAUGUCGUGGUGAGUCAAGUGAUUGACAUGAGGGAUGGUGCGUUUUCUGUCAGUUCUGUUUGGCCCUCUGAUUUUAUUCCUGUAAGGAGAAAAGAAAUGUCCCGUAUCUUUCAAGUCACGGCUUCCCAGCUCUCUGCACCUAGUAAUAAAUAUGCAAUCCUAAUAUUAGCAGAUAGUGAGAAUGAGAAGAAUGAGUGGGUGGGAGUGCUCAGUGAAUUGCACAAGAUUCUGAGAAAAAGUCAUUCCAGAGACCGCACAGUCUAUAUUCUGAAAGAGGCUUAUGACUGCAAUCUCCCCCUGAUCAAAACCACCCAGACAGCUGCAAUCAUAGAUCGCAAAAGGAUUGUUCUGGGAAAUGAAGAAGGUCUAUUUGUGGUACACAUUACCAUAGAUGAGAUUCUUCAAGUUGGUAACAUGAAGAAGAUCCAUCAGGUAGAGCUCAUCCCCCAUGGUCAGAUGGUAGCGGUGAUCUCUGGGCGAAGUCAUCGUGUGCAGCUGUUUCCCAUGUCAGUUCUAGAUGGGCGAAAGGCCAACGGUCACAAGCUGUCAGAGACCAAAGGAUGCCAGACCAUGACCUCUGGAAUGGUGUGCCAUGGGACCCAUACAUGCCUCUGUGUAGCUAGGAAGAAUCAAAUCUUCUGCUAUGAGCUGUUUCAGAGCAAGGAAAUCUUCCACAGGAAAUUUAAAGAGAUCCAAAUUCCAACCAACGUCCAGUGGAUGGCCAUCCUCAGUGAACAGCUUUGUGUAGGAUUCCAGUCAGGGUUCCUGAGAUACCCCUUGAAGAGAGAAGGCAUCCCAUACAGUAUGCUCCACUUGCAAGACCCUACCCUGUCAUUUAUUGUACACCAGCCAGUGGAUGCUCUGUGUGCAAUUGAGAUAUCCAGUAUUGAGUAUCUAUUGUGUUUUAAAAGCAUUGGAAUAUACACUGACAGCAGGGGCCUCAGAUCCAGGCCGGUUGAACUGAUGUGGCCAGCAACUCCAACUUACUGCUGUUACAAUGCCCCAUAUCUCUCCAUGUAUAGUGAAAAUGCUGUGGACAUCUUUGAUGUGAACUCUAUGGAAUGGAUUCAGACCAUCCCCCUCAAAAAGGUUCGACCUUUGAAUAGUGAAGGAUCCUUAAAUAUUUUACUUUUGGAGACAAUCAGAUUAAUAUAUUUCAAAAAUAAGAUGAAAAAUGGGGAUGAGCUGUUAUUUCCUGAAUCAUCAGCUAAUCAUCAGAAACAAAUGGUCCGACAUGUCAACAACAAAUGGCGUUAUUCCUUUAGAGCUGUCAAAGGAAAGGGGACUUUUCCAUAACGUGCUGUGAGUACCGGCUCCUCAGAUGUUGGCCAGGAGGACAACUGGAGGACCACUUGAUGUUUGAUUUAAUUUGGAAGAAAAAAUAAAUCUCUGAAAUUUGGAGACAUCUGUUCACAUUUGUGUUUGCGUAUUUUUCUCUGUGAAACUUUACAGGAAACCUUUUGUAGUGAGUAUAAAUAAAUGUGUAAAAUCUACUCACUUCUCUGUGAAUUCAGAACACUUGAAGUUUGAUAUGUAAAUCUCCAUCUAAUAUAAAUAAAGGAGAAGCAUAGUAA